Ochotona curzoniae (black-lipped pika) is the source of this 2445-nucleotide messenger RNA. RefSeq names its product mitogen-activated protein kinase 8 interacting protein 2 (gene MAPK8IP2). Gene Ontology annotation, molecular function: protein binding. Lineage: Eukaryota; Metazoa; Chordata; Mammalia; Lagomorpha; Ochotonidae. The coding region runs from base 1 to 2445 and encodes 814 amino acids. The transcript has 12 exons. Gene Ontology annotation, cellular component: cytoplasm. The record is from RefSeq and is a predicted model, not a curated record. Gene Ontology annotation, biological process: regulation of JNK cascade.
AUGGCGGAUCGGGCGGAGAUGUUUUCCCUGUCCACCUUCCACUCGCUGUCGCCACCCGGAUGCAGGCCUCCCCAGGACAUCAGCCUGGAGGAGUUUGACGAUGAGGACCUCUCCGAAAUCACAGACGAUUGUGGCUUGGGCCUCAGCUACGACUCAGACCUCUGUGAGAAGGACGGCCUCUCCCUGGGGCGCUCCGAGCAGCCCCAGCCCAUCUGCUCCUUCCAGGACGACUUCCAAGAGUUUGAGAUGAUUGAUGAUGAGGAGGAAGACGACGACGAAGAGGAGGAGGAGGAGGAGGAGGAGGGCGACCAAGAGGGCAGGGAGGCAGGAGGCUCUAGUUCCAAGGCUCCCUUUUCUGAGCCCCUCAUCCCCUCCCCAUCCCUGGAGGAACCCCACAAGCACCGGCCCACCACCCUCCAGCUGACCACGCUGGGAGCCCAGGACUCCCUGAACAACAAUGGAGGCCUGGACCCUGUGCCCCCAGCCUGUUGGCAGGAGACAGCGCCCAGCUCACCUCCCCAGGACCCCCUCAGAGAGCGGCCCGGCCCCCUCCCACCCUCAGACGCAGGGCCCUGCGAGGCGCCAGUGCCCCCCAGCUGUGAUUGUGAAGGGAAUCAGCCUGUGGAGCCUCCAGCCCCGGGUGGGGCCUCACCCUCCUCAGACCCGGGCAUUGAAGCCGACCUGAGAAGUCACUCCAGUGGGGAUCCUGGGGGCCGGCGCAGCAGCCAGGAGCUGUCAUCACCCGGUUCGGAUUCAGAGGAGGUGGGCGGUGCUCGGCUGGGCCGCAUGAUCUCGUCCAUCUCAGAGACGGAGCUGGAGCUGAGCAGUGACGGGGGCAGCAGCAGUGGCCGCUCCUCACACCUCACCAACUCCAUUGAGGAGGCCUCGUCGCCGUCCUCUGAGCCGGAGCCAGAGCCGGAGCCUCCACGCCGCCCCGCCUUCCUACCUGUGGGCCCAGAUGACACCAACAGCGAGUACGAGUCGGGAUCCGAGUCGGAGCCGGACCUCAGUGAGGACGCUGACUCGCCCUGGUUGCUCAGCAACCUGGUGAGCCGCAUGCUCUCCGAGGGCUCGUCACCCAUCCGCUGCCCUGGCCAGUGCCUGUCCCCUGCACCACGCCCGCCUGGUGAGCACGGUGUGGCCGAGGACUCCUCCUAUGGCCCCGAGGCAGGUGCUGCCGGUGUGGAGCUGGUGGACAUGGAGACGCUGUGCGGGCCGCCGCCCCCUGUGCCCACUGCACCCCGGCCUGGCCCUGCCCAGCCUGGGCCCUGCCUCUUCCUGAGCAACCCCACCCACGACACCAUAACGCCACUGUGGGCUGCCUCGGGCCGCACUGCCCGCCCAGGCCGCACCUGCUCGGCUGCCUGCUCCGAGGAGGAGGAGGACGAGGAUGAGGAGGAGGAUGAGGCUGGGGCCAGGAGCCCUGCGGGGCAGCCAGGAAGCAGAGGUGUAGGCCCGGCGGGGCCAGCACGGGAUGCCUCGCUGGUGUACGAUGCGGUCAAGUACACGCUGGUGGUAGAUGAGCACACGCAGCUGGAGCUGGUGAGCCUGCGGCACUGUGCUGGCCUGGGCACCGACAGUGAGGACAGUGGCGGCGAGGUCAGCGAGGAGGAGAUGGGGCCUGCACUGCUGGGCAGUGGGCAGGUCCCCGAGGAUGCCUCCCCAGAGAGCCCUGACCUCACCUUCUCCAAGAAGUUCCUCAACGUCUUUGUCAACAGCACCUCGCGGUCCUCCAGCACAGAGUCCUUCGGGCUUUUCUCCUGUGUGGUGAACGGAGAGGAGAGAGAGCAGACCCACCGGGCCGUCUUCAGGUUCAUUCCUCGCCACCCGGAUGAGCUGGAGCUUGAUGUGGAUGACCCGGUGCUGGUGGAAGCCGAGGAGGACGACUUCUGGUUCCGAGGCUUCAAUAUGCGUACGGGGGAGCGGGGAGUGUUCCCCGCCUUCUAUGCCCAUGCUGUGCCUGGCCCCACCAAGGACCUGCUGGGGAGCAAGCGGAGCCCCUGCUGGGUCGAUCGCUUCGAUGUGCAGUUCCUGGGCUCUGUGGAAGUGCCCUGUCACCAGGGCAACGGCAUUCUGUGUGCAGCCAUGCAGAAGAUUGCCACUGCCCGGAAGCUGACUGUGCACCUGCGCCCCCCUGCCUCCUGUGACCUGGAGAUCUCCCUUCGGGGGGUCAAGCUGAGUCUGAGCGGAGGCGGACCUGAGUUCCAGCGCUGUAGCCACUUUUUCCAGAUGAAAAACAUCUCCUUCUGCGGCUGCCACCCCCGCAACAGCUGUUACUUCGGCUUCAUCACCAAGCACCCGCUGCUGAGCCGCUUUGCCUGCCAUGUCUUUGUCUCCCAGGAGUCCAUGAGGCCAGUGGCGCAGAGUGUGGGGCGCGCCUUCCUGGAGUACUACCAGGAACACCUGGCUUACGCCUGUCCAACGGAGGACAUCUACCUGGAGUAG